AUGAUAAAGCGCAAGAGGGGAGGACCUGCGUUCCAACUAGUCCCUGAAGCACAAAGGUGUUUCACGGGCUUGCAUUUCUACUAUAUUCCCAACGAUGAUGUCAAUCCCGUACGAAAAGCUCGCAUCAAGAAAGCUAAAGAACAUGGCGCGACGUGGACUAGGGGCCUGGAGACUGCCACCCAUGUCAUUGUGGAUAAACAAUUUACGUACGCCGACAUUGAGAGCACCUUAGCCAAGGCGGCUUGCACUACUGACAAGAUCAUUGUCAACGAGACCUAUCCGCUCGAUUGUCAGGGGUACCACGCUCUCGUCAAUCCAGACCAACCACACUACAAGGUGCCUGGUUUCCCCUUAGCUGACACGCCUCAAGCUUCCACGUCAGAAACACCAGCUGAUCUACCUGGUCAGUCUCAAACGUCAGAACAGUCGCUGGAGUUGAAGCCACGUCGUAACGCCCCCUUGACACGGGCCUACGUGCCGCCACGCGCUACACCGGAGCGGAAUUGUGGUUCACAGAGAAGCCCAGAGCCCAGAGCAACUCAAGUCAUACCUUCAUCCCUUCAGGGUAAACGGCACAAUCCGGCAAGUCCUGAACCAGAUGACCGAGCUGCCUCCGCUAAGCAUCAGUCCAGCAACUCAUCACCACCGGGUCCAGAAGAUGAGCUCACCAAGUACAUGAAGCUGGCUCGUGAUCAUUUCAGUGACUUUAUUCUAGACGAUGAAGAGGAGGUAUUGGCAACCGUCGAUGGAGGGGCAGAAACAGGCAGUUCCGACGAGGAACGCCAAAAUAAGAAGCAGCGAUCCACGAAAAAGCCGGUUAAGUAUGCAGAUAAUGACGUGUCAUGGCAAGACAAAUUUGCGUGUAUGAAAGGCGGCACGGAAGGUUCCAAGGACUCUGACAGUCCCAACGCAAGAACCAUUGAGGUUCUGCAAAGCAUGUGCGACUACUACAGUCGUGUUAAUGACCACUGGCGCGUCAAUGCUUAUCGCAAAGGCAUCGCGACCCUUCGUCGGCUGAAUUGGAAAGUCACUACAUACGAAGAGGCAUUCCCCCUUCCCGAUAUUGGCCACCGACUGGCACAGAAAAUUGAAGAGAUCGCUACAACGAAUCGACUGCUAAGAUUAGAGUAUGCUCAACAAGAUUCCGUGGCCGAGGUCCUGGACCAGUUUUUGAAGAUCUAUGGCGUGGGCCUGAGUCAAGCAAACAAGUGGAUUUCUCAGGGAUUUCGGACCAUCGAGGAUCUCAAAAAGCAGGCAAAUUUGACCAUAAAUCAGCGGGUAGGGAUUGAGCACUACGAGGAUCUGAACACGAGAAUACCCCGCCAAGAGGUACAAGCCUUGGGCGAUUGCGUCAAAAGAGCAGCCGCAGCCAUCGAUCCAGCCGUGGAGUUGCUGAUUGGAGGUAGCUAUCGAAGGGGGUCGGAAAGCUCGGGUGACAUUGACUUCAUCAUCACCAAGACAGGUACAACUUCUACUGACGAGCUUGUCCCGUUUCUCGACAAGCUAGUCCGCAAGCUGGGCGACGAUGGUUUCCUUACGUGCACCCUUGCCGCUCUUCGCCACAGCGAGACUAAGAGUCAGGGUAGUAAAUGGCAUGGUUGUUGUGUGUUGCCCCAAAGUGACUUCCCUGGCAAAACCGACGAGCACCGCCCUAUCUGGCGACGAAUCGACCUCCUCUUGGUCCCAGAGACGGAAUUCGGCGCUGCCGUAAUCUACUUUACCGGCAACGAUAUUUUCAACCGGUCCAUGCGGUUGCUGGCAUCCAAGAAAGGAAUGCGGCUUAACCAGAGGGGGUUGUACAAGGACGUGAUGAGAGGCUUCGACCGAGUCAAGCUUUCAGAGGGCCAGCUGAUUGAAGGAAAAGACGAAGAGAAGAUCUUCGAGAUCUUGGGCGUCACGUGGCGAGAGCCGCAUGAGAGAUGGUGCUAA
This is a messenger RNA of Pseudomassariella vexata, 1929 nucleotides long. RefSeq lists its product as uncharacterized. The record is from RefSeq and is a predicted model, not a curated record. The transcript has a single exon. Gene Ontology annotation, biological process: double-strand break repair via nonhomologous end joining. Gene Ontology annotation, cellular component: nucleus. The coding region runs from base 1 to 1929 and encodes 642 amino acids. Gene Ontology annotation, molecular function: DNA-directed DNA polymerase activity; DNA binding. NCBI's taxonomy places the organism in Eukaryota, Fungi, Ascomycota, Sordariomycetes, Amphisphaeriales, Pseudomassariaceae.